This is a messenger RNA of Varanus komodoensis (Komodo dragon), 960 nucleotides long. Its product is annotated as olfactory receptor 5A2-like. The record is from RefSeq and is a predicted model, not a curated record. The coding region runs from base 1 to 960 and encodes 319 amino acids. Gene Ontology annotation, biological process: G protein-coupled receptor signaling pathway. Gene Ontology annotation, molecular function: G protein-coupled receptor activity; olfactory receptor activity. The transcript has a single exon. Gene Ontology annotation, cellular component: membrane. Lineage: Eukaryota; Metazoa; Chordata; Lepidosauria; Squamata; Varanidae.
AUGUCCAAAUGGAGAAAUAAAACUGGUUUUGCAGAAUUUGUUCUCCUGGGACUGAGUGAUGUUCCUGAACUGCAGAUAUUUCUCUUCUUGGCUUUUCUCCUUAUCUACAUGGUGACCAUGACUGGAAACCUUCUGAUACUCAUUCUUAUUGCAUGGGAUCACCAUCUUCACACUCCCAUGUACUUUUUCCUGGGAAAUCUUUCAUGCUUGGAAACUUUCUACAGUUCAUCCAUCCUUCCCAGGAUGCUAGCUAGUUUCUUGACUGGACAAAGGACAAUUCGUCUUUGGGGUUGUUUUUUGCAAUUUUAUCUUUUUGGCUCCCUGGCAGGCUCAGAGUGUUAUUUGUUAGCUGCUAUGUCUUAUGACAGAUAUUUAGCCAUCUGCAAGCCUCUUCAUUAUUCAUCCUUAAUGAAUAAUACACUUUGCAUAUGCAUGAUGAUGGGAUCAUGUCUGAGCUGUUUUCUGCUUAACUCAGUAACAACGUAUUUGAUCACCCAGUUAUCAUUUUGUGGCCCUCAUAUUCUAGACCAUUUCUUUUGUGAUUUCACCCCACUGAUAAAACUUGCCUGUGAUGAUACCCAGCAGAUGGAAUUGUUGGGUUUUGUCAUCUCUUUUGUAAUAGCGGCUGUACCAUUUCUUCUGACCCUGAUGUCAUACAGUUUGAUCAUUUCCAAGAUCCUGAAAAUUCAAACAAACAUUGGGAGACAAAAAGCCUUUUCCACUUGUUCAUCCCACCUCACUGUGGUGAUAAUAUUUUAUGGAACCCUUGUCAUUGUCUACAUGCUUCCUGAAGCUAAAACCCUGAAACAUGUGAACAAAGUUUUUUCUGUCUUUUAUACUGUGUUAACCCCCAUUGUCAAUCCCAUUGUAUACUGUCUGAGAAACAGAGAAGUAAAGAAGUCUCUGAGCAAGCUUACCUGUCAAGUGUUGAGUUUACUCAGAAAUUGGGUGCAAAAGUAA